Aspergillus nomiae NRRL 13137 is the source of this 1560-nucleotide messenger RNA. RefSeq lists its product as uncharacterized. The record is from RefSeq and is a predicted model, not a curated record. Bases 1 to 1560 code for a protein of 519 amino acids. The transcript is spliced from 3 exons. Lineage: Eukaryota; Fungi; Ascomycota; Eurotiomycetes; Eurotiales; Aspergillaceae.
AUGCCUCCUCAUACCCUGACCUCACCACCUAUACCCUCCCCUAACGCCCUUGACCAGCAUGUCCUGAGAACGAUUUUUACUCAGCUCAAGACAGUGACCUCAACUACAGGAUUCAAUGCCAUUUUAGAGAUUUACGAUGAAAACAACAAGUUAUUGGACCAGCUGAAGUCCAAGGGCCAUGAGCUUGCAAGCCUCAGAGAAGAGAUGGACGAGGAAAGAAAGAGGAAAGACAUAGCGCUAGACGAAAUGUUUCAGGCUAAUGAAAAAGAGAAGGGCAGACACAAAGAAACAAAAAAGCAUGCGCAGACACUGCAGACGAUGAUUAAUGACAAGGACACGUGCAUUUCCGAGCGGGAUAAGGUGAUAGAUGAGUUUGGCAAGCAGGUGAAGAAGCUCCAAUCCGAUAUUGCAAUGGAGAGGGACAAGUUAGCAGUAGCUCGAAAGGAAAUCAGUGGUUUGCAGCAAAGUAUCCAAGAAAGAGAAGCCACCAUUGACAAGAUGAAAGCGGCGGGGACAGAGUUGAAAGACAGACUGAAUUCCACCAAGAAAACGGUCAAGGAACUGCAAGAUGAGCGUACUUCCCUCAAGGAAUCGCUGACAAAAACGGAAGGAAACCUCAAAAGAUUGGAAGGUUAUGCUGCUGGAUAUAGUGAGAUGACUGAAGACUCAGUGAUUGAGAGCUUUACCGGACUUUGGGAAUAUGCUAAAAUGGAAAUAUUUGCCAUGUUAAAGAACGACCUUCCUAGAGACACACUUCAGAACGUUUCAGCAUGGGAGAAACUUCGGCAAUGUGAUUUGGCACAAGACAGCCAGGUCCCUAUUCCAUGUUCCAACACGCCAGCAGCGAAGCAAAUGAGGUUUGCUAUCAUCUUGGCUAUUCUGGCUAGAGAAAUUAAUACACAUAUCUUCCUACCAGUAUACAUCGCCGCCGGAGAUAACAAAUAUAACCAAUUUCGAAAGGUCCUCGCUAACCAGGCAGCUAUUGAUAGCGAGAAAGAGUCAUUUUGCCGGUCGGUUCUUUUGUCGAUAGAUCCAGGAACUCAGGAAGGGAUAUGUUUGGUGGGUAUCCAAGCUGUGGUGAAGAAUGUGUCAGAAUACCUGGAUGAGUUACUCCCGGAAGAUCAACGCCUCGCUUUCCAUAACACUCUGAGAAAAGUUGUACGGAAGGCAGCGGAUAUCUGGAAACCGAUCCAGCACAGUAAACGCAGAUAUGAGCCAGACUUUGACCCGCCGACCGCCGAGGAUGAUUGUGAGGCCUUCAAGUUUCCCAUUACCGAAAACCUCACAACGGAGAAUAACGCCAAUCAAAAGAACAUGAAAAAAGUUUCUUUGACUGUGUUCCCCCGACUGUCGAUUAUAGAACACGGCAUUAGCACUGCAUACACUGCUAUUAUACAAGUAAGCAGUUCACAACGCCAGUGGGUAGCUGCAGAAAGUGAGAUGGACAAAGAACCAGCCAGCCCUACUACUAUUGGGCGGAUCCCCUGGCGAAGGAAGUCGAAUACUCCAAAGACCACAUCUGUUCCAAAUGGCGGCUCAAAGAAAGGUAACGGGGAAUAG